AUGCAGGUCGUCAUCCUCUUCCCGCUCCUUUUACUCCUCACUCAAUCCCAACUAUCCCUUGCUCAAGUCGUAUUGGGUAUCAAUGUGCCUUCUGACGCAUUACCUUCACCCACCGAAAUCACCCCCCAACCUACUGAUUCGGUCACACCGACUGAGACUACCGAUGGUAAAACUGCCAGUGCGACUAUAACGGAGUUCGUGAUGCCCACACCCAUUCAAGCUGGAGUGAAGUACAUGAAAGCCAAGGAAGAUAAAUGUGGGGAAUGGGGUUGCGGGAGGGUAAUGUCUUCUGACCAAGCAUCAUGUUAUCCCGCUGUUACAUCAUGGGGAUACCAAUCGAUGAAUUGCGGAUAUGGUCAUACGAGAAAUUCUCAAGGUAAUUGUCAAGCUCAGGGUUGGUAUGAUACUCAGUGGGGAUGUUAUGAGACAACGAUCAUACAAGAAACUACUUCUGUCAUUCAGGAAUGUUAUGCGUCGACUGAAACGAAGACUGAACAGAUCACAAUGACGGAAACUGCUACGAUGACCGAGACCAAAGCUGAAGUGUCAACAGUCACCGAGACAGUCAAUCAAACCAUAACCGAGACUUUCCCUAUGACUCUCACUGCGACAGCUACCGAAUUAUCAACUCAGAUCCAAGCGACAACCGAAGUUCAAACGAUGACUGAGACUGUCGUACAUAACGUUACAUCAACACAGAUGGUAACGGAGACACAAACUAGUGUACAGACAAUGACUGUCAAUCAUACCCUGACGGAGACUAUGACUAAGACCGAGAGUGUCCCUGUUACCAUGGUAGAGACACUUUUCAGUACAAUGGUCGUACCCACCACUGUUGUACAGACGGAAGUACAAACUGCUCGAGUGACAGACAUAGUGACGAAGAAUGAGACUCAAACUCAGACUCAAACUCAUCUAGCUACCCAGACUGAGAAAGUCACGGAGACUCAAAUAGCCACGGAGACAGCUAUACAGACUGCCAUUCAAACUGUCAAAGAGACACAGCUCCAGAAUGUUACUGCCACUCAAACUGAAAAGGCAAUCGAAACUCAAGUACAGACUGUUACGGACACAGCUGUAUCGGUAGUCGUAUCCGCCACAACAGAAGUUCAAGUUGCCACUGCAACGCUCCAACGAAAUUCUACCGAGACUCUGAUCUCUACUGCUCUAGCAACGGAAACAGCUACAGCUACAGCUACAGCGACCAUCACAGCGGCUGCGACUCUGACUGAACAAGCAACAAUUACUGCUCUAGCCACUGCAACAGUAACGGAGACUGUAGCAGCUGCGGUAGAUGCCAGCGCGCUAUCAAGUUGUCAGAUGAGCUGUUCAUCUGCAUUUGGGUGGUCAUACAGUACUCAAGCAGCUUAUGCCGAGACUACACAAGCUUAUGGAGGCAGCUACGAUCAGCAAAGUGAAAGUAGCAGUGAUGGAGGGUAUUAG
Messenger RNA from Kwoniella botswanensis, 1443 nucleotides. RefSeq lists its product as uncharacterized. The record is from RefSeq and is a predicted model, not a curated record. The transcript is spliced from 14 exons. Lineage: Eukaryota; Fungi; Basidiomycota; Tremellomycetes; Tremellales; Cryptococcaceae. Bases 1 to 1443 code for a protein of 480 amino acids.